Molecule: messenger RNA, 480 nt
Organism: Tilletiaria anomala UBC 951
Lineage: Eukaryota; Fungi; Basidiomycota; Exobasidiomycetes; Georgefischeriales; Tilletiariaceae
Exons: 1
Coding region: 64-384 (106 amino acids)
Source: RefSeq, a predicted model, not a curated record
GAGGUGUGGAUACCCAUGUGGCUCUUUGACCGAUGCUUCGACAAGGGCACAUCCAUCCAAUGAAUGCCAGGGUUGACCCUUCCAUCGGGCUCGGUCGUUGCACAUUUGCACCCACAGGCCCGCCCUCCGCCUACCUUUCGACCAUCUUCCGCAACUUUCCGCCAGGAGCGGUGGGCGAAAAGGGCCGUCAAUGGUGUGACCACUUGGUCAAGAGGCAUAAGAAAGGUAAAAGAAAGCUGCAAAACAACCACCGAUUCAUGCACAGAACGAGCCCAACCCGGUGUUCGGUGCCGGAAACCUCGAGGGCAAAGGGAACGGCUUCAAAACGCCAUGUGUACCCCCACUGAUUCCGGAUUGAGCAGCAACAAACUAAGCAGACCUUGACUUUCGAAGGACCCUGGACUCGAGAGUCAAUCGAGAGUCUCAUCAAUCAUUGUGUAGAGAGCACCGAAGUCUGAACAUGUUACACUGCGCUGUGUG